This is a messenger RNA of Cuscuta epithymum, 1456 nucleotides long. Lineage: Eukaryota; Viridiplantae; Streptophyta; Magnoliopsida; Solanales; Convolvulaceae. The record is from the annotation of a GenBank genome assembly.
GCUACAUACGGAGUAUUUACUUCUAAAUGAUGUUCUUCCAUUCAAGAUUUAGGAUCUUCCGAAUGACCACAUUAUAUAUAUCUUGCCAUGGAGAUGAGUUAAUUAACUUCAUCUUUAAUAAUUUGUAAGUUUUCGAUAAGUGUCAAAACAAGGGUGGUUCGAAAUCUCAAAUGGAGUAUCCUAUUAAAAGAGUUAAUGACAAAUCAUUGAGAUGUCUUAUAGAAAAUUACCAGAUUACUAUUUUAAAUCCAUGCCGGCGAGGAAAGAAACUGCUAGUUCUUGAUAUAGACCACACUCUAUCUGAUCAUACAACGUCAGAAGACCCCAUGAGACCAUAUCUACAUGAAUUUCUCUCGGUCACUUACGCAAAGUAUGAUAUCAUUAUCUGGUCUGCAUCCAGAAUGAAGAAGAUUAAGUCCAAACUAGAACAACUUGGAGUUAUUAAUAGCCCCAAUUAUAAUAUAGUCACACUUCUUGAUCGUAAGGCAAUGUUGAUGACUAGCAACAUAAUAAAAGAUCGUGACAGUGGCAGGUCAUUUACUACUUGCAAGCCCUUACAUCUAAUUUGGGCCAAAUUUUCAGAGUUUUACGACCCGAGAAACACUAUAAUGGUGGAUGAUAUGGAGAAGAACUUUAAAAUGAAUCCACAGAAUGGUCUGACCAUAAAGGCAUUCUGGAAGCACAACUAUGCUAAUGAUGAGGAACUCUGUAAACUUGCCCAAUAUUUGCUUGCCAUUUCUGAACAUGAUGACUUAAGUUCCCUCGAUCACAAAUGUUGGGAGAAAUAUUUAACGAAGAGUGCAUAAACAAUGGUAGAGCUCGUCCUCCUCCAGAACCACCUCCGUACCAUGAAGAAUUUUGUGGGCUCCCAACCCGUCGCGAGGGCUGAUGAUUUCUGCAGAAAAGGGAGGAUGUUGGAGCUUGUCUGUGGUGAUCAAGAUUCGACUUAAUUUACACGUUUUUAUUUAUUUCGUUUGGUUGUUGGUUUCCAAGAACAUGGUUGUUUCCGUUUCUGUUGUUUUUUGUUUGCGAACUCUUACAUUAGGUGGGGAUGAUAAGGAUUCUGCUUUAACUAUGAUAGGCUCAUGUAGACCCGUUAUAGGAUCAGCGAAUCAUAUUGCUCUGUCUAGGGUGAUUGGUUCUCCGGCUGGUUCGAGGGUUGAUGGCUGGGAGUGGUUUCUUUAUCUUUGUUAUGCCUCGCUGAAUGUUCUUUUAUCAAUAUAAGCCGCCUUUUUCCAAAAAAAAAUAUUAUUACAAAGGCCUAUUGUAAAAUGCAGAAGUAGGCACACCUCCUUUGUGCAAAACCAGAACAUCGGGGAAGCCGAAGAGAAAGAGCAACUCUUCUACUAGGGAAAUUGAGACAAAAUGGAAGUGCAGGAGGUGCAUACAACAUGGGCAUAACCAGAAACCUUGUAAUAAUCCGAUACCUUUAUAGAUGGUUGAGAGGCUUGUUUUU